UAAACAUUAUACGACACUGCUUUCAUUUACGGCAGUGUCAUGGCGGCUCCUGCAGUCGGUUUUGAGAGUUCAAGCAGCAUAGCUGAUCGAAAGGACAAUAAACGACAGGCACGACAAGAAGUACUCGAAAAGGCCAAGCAACAGUAUGAGCGAGAGGAGAGGAGGAAGGAGCUGAAGAGGCAGAGAGGGGAAGACACUUGGAUGCUCCCUGAGAUCACCGACAGAUUGAAGGAAAUAGAGAACGAAACCUCAGUUAAAAGCAAAAAGAAGAAGGAGAAGAAACUUAAAAAGGACAAGAAAAAGAAGGCCAAGAAGGAAAAGAAGGCGACAGUAUCAGCCAAUGGCUCAAGUGACAGCUCAAAUGACUCAGCUGAUGAGUGGGUUGAAGCUGAGCCUCAGUCACAGCCUGCUAAAGCCUGGAAGGUGUCAGAGAAGUCAAAGUCUCCAGAGAGCAAUGGCGACUCAACUCAAAAUGUCCAACGAGAUGAAUGGAUGACUUUUGACUUUUUGGCCAUGAAAACUACAUCCAUAGCUGAGAAAAGGGCUGAGAAAGACCGACAGAAAGAAGAGGAGCGGGCCAAAGCUCAAGCCAUUGAGCAAGCUGGCUUGCACAAAUUAGAACUUAACCCAUACUGGAAGGAUGGUGGAACUGGUCUGCCCCCAGAGGAGAUGGCUGGUACCGCUGCAAACAAAGGUUCAGUGGUGAAUGAUGGUGGGUUGAGCUGGCUGAGGAAGAACUACCAGAGGAUGAAGGAACAGGCAGAACGAGAGCAGCGCAGCCUGGAUGAUGUGGUGGCAGACAGAUAUGGAUCCAUGAAGGAAUUCCAGCAGCGACUUGCCGAGGCAGAAAAGGACGCUCGUGGACGUAGAAGCAGAGGAGAAGGGGACACUAUGUUGAAAGGCAGGCAGUUGGAAGGAAAGGAGAGCAGACAGAGGUGGCGGAGAAAAGAAGAUGAGCUCGAGAGAGAUCAGUGGAGGAGCCAUGACAAAGAGUCCCAUGAGAGAUAUUCUGAGAGGGGAAGCUAUCGAGAAAGAGAGAGGGAUGGAGAUAGUGAAAGAAACCCAAACAAGAACAAAGACCGAUCAAGGGACCGGGGGAGAGAGAAGGAAAAGGAUGAAGAGAGAGAGAGAAACAGAGAUAGAGCGAGGUCCAAUGUUACAUCCACAUCUGAGAAAAAAUGGAGUCAACGUUGUUCCUCUCUUGGGUCACUGAAAGGCCAUUUUCUUAAGCCGACAGAAGAUGAUGACAGCCAAGCUCCCAAGCGUGCUCAUCACAAUGCAUCCAUCGGAUUCUUGAAACCCAGCUCAGACGAUGAAGAUUGUGGUCCACGAAGAACAAGGACUAUGGACUGGAAGAAGAGUGGGAAUCCUGCCAAUGAGCCUCAUCCUUUGGAAAAAGCACAGCAGGAGAACGCGCGAGAUGCUGCACUCCUAACCUCUGCUCAUCGUGAUGACACAGCUUCUGCAACGACAAAAUCCAGCGAGAGUGACGGUGAUGCAGAGGAGGAAGAGCUCCCACUUCUCUCUGAGGAAGAGAUGAACAAACUGGGAGCCAAAAUGGUGAAGGCUGAGAUUUUGGGGAACACCGCCAUGGUUGAGAAGUUAAAAGCCCAGUUGGAUGCAGCUCACAAAGCCAUAGAGAGCCACGCCGCACGGAAGAAGCUUCAUGAAACAUCAAAAUCAAACCAGGUGGCGGGCUGCUCCAGUGAAGACCGAGAAGUCCUACUAUUCAGAACUGAUCACGCUGGUCAGGCCUGGCCUGUCAAGCCCAUGUCGAGACCCCAGGAGCCCCACGGAGGACGUCGGAAGAAGAAGGGGAUUGAGACUCACGUCGAUGGGCAGCGGGUGAGGUACUUCCAGGAUGACGACAGUGUGGGUCUGAAGGAGAUGGUCAGGAGGGAGAAGAUGAGCUCAGCCCAGGAUCAAAACGCCCUCUAUUCUCGAAUGGCUGCCAAGAUGAUGGGGAAGACGGACGGUGACAACUACACUCUGGAUGACAUGUUUGUGUCAAGUGCGGCACAAAAAGAGGGCGAAGGGAGGGAGGAUGAGAGGCUGAGGAACCGAGCCACCGAGGAAAGUAGGAGGCUGGCGACUUCCAUGGAGAAAUGCCGUCAUUGUUUCAACAGCCAGGAGCUCCAAAAGCACCUCAUAGUGGCCAUUGGGAGCAAGGUAUACCUAAGUCUACCUGCGGGAGUGUCCAUGACAGACGGCCACUGUCUCAUCUGUCCCCUCCAGCAUCACUGCUCCGGUACCACCUUGGAUGAGGAUGUCUGGUCAGAGAUACAGCUGUUCAGACGCAGCUUGGUGCGCAUGUUUGAGUCGCAGGAGCUGGAUUGUGUGUUCAUGGAAACACACAUGAAUUUACGCAGGAGACCGCACAUGGUCCUGGAGUGUAUCCCACUCCCCCGGGACCUGGGUGAUAUGGCACCUAUAUACUUUAAGAAAGCAAUCAUGGAGUGUGAUGAGGAAUGGGCCAUGAACAAGAAAGUCGUUGACCUUUCUUCAAAGGACAUCCGCAAAGCUGUUCCCCGAGGGCUGCCCUACUUUGCUGUCGACUUUGGACUCCAGGGAGGGUUUGCCCAUGUAAUUGAAAAUGAGCAAAAGUUCCCAUAUUACUUUGGCAAGGAAGUGGUUGGAGGUAUGAUGGACGUGGAGCCAAGGCUUUGGAGGAAAUUGAUACGUGAGAACUUCGACGAUCAGAGGAAAAAGGUUCUGCGGUUUGCCCAAUGGUGGAAAGAGUACGACUGUACCAAGAGUGAGGCCUAGCAGGACACAUGCAAACACACACUCUGAAAGACUGACUGUGGACUAAACCAUCAUGUGCAGACACUAUUGCAUCCAUAGAUGGAGAAAGUUUGAUUUUAUUAGUACCAACAUUUUUGCAUUUUUUUUUUUUUUUAUAACCUGAGAUAUUUCUAUUGAAAUACACACGAAACAGAUAAAAUGCUACUACAUAGCAAUAGGAUAUAAAUGAAACAAAUAAUUUGCCAUUUUUUUUCCCAUAUUUUAAGGAAAACUUGUAGAAAGGUGGGCCAGGGGCUAAAUAAGAACCCAAUUUUUCUUUUUUUAAACUUUCAUUCGUUUUUUGGGGGGAUUUUUUUUUUUUUAAUCUCAAAACAUAAAAUAAAUAGCCCAUACAUUGGAUUAAAAAAAAUACAAGCACACCAACAGAUCCCAGAUUUGGCUGUAUCUCAUUAAGUGUUUUUUUUCUUGGUUCAUCCCUUGAGAGUAUUCCAGGGAAACAAUUGAGUAUAAAAAAUCAAGGACGGGGAGUCACAGGUGGUGGGCGAUAUCAAUGAAUAUGGAUCAUUUGUUGCUGAUCCGUAAUUUGGAUUGUGUGACCUUGGAUUCUGAAAACAAUUGACAUCUAGCAGAUCAUUAAAAAAACAAUUGUGGAAAAGUCA
This is a messenger RNA of Syngnathus acus (greater pipefish), 3404 nucleotides long. RefSeq names its product CWF19 like cell cycle control factor 2 (gene cwf19l2). The transcript has 19 exons. Bases 40 to 2766 code for a protein of 908 amino acids. NCBI's taxonomy places the organism in Eukaryota, Metazoa, Chordata, Actinopteri, Syngnathiformes, Syngnathidae. Gene Ontology annotation, biological process: mRNA splicing, via spliceosome. The record is from RefSeq and is a predicted model, not a curated record. Gene Ontology annotation, cellular component: post-mRNA release spliceosomal complex.